GAGGCCAAACGUAUUGAAAGCUUCCAGGAGAUGGCGCCAAAUGACUUGGAAGCAAAACAAUAAAGAAACGGACUAACUAAUGCAGUAUGGUAAACAUUAUUACUCUGGUAUUUAAGGAAAGGAAGCAUAUGUUAAGCAAAGUGUAAAAGAAAAUCUGAAGAACGAGGUUUAGUUAAAGAAGAAUACCAUCAUAUAAAUUGACAAUAGAUGGCGGUAACGCCCACUAAAUGCCAAGAACCGUACUAAAAACAAACGACGAAGAAGAGUCACUGAAAUGGAUGGGCGGGACAAACAAACAGGCGAUGUCAACAAAAUAGCUGUCUGUCUAUCCGCUGGAAACAAUGUUUGAUUAAUUUAACACGAUACCACCAACCGGUUCCUUGCAUUAACAGUCUAUGGUUCCGCGUAAAGAUGAGUUCAUUUGCAGGUCGAAUGAAGGAGUAUCCCACCCUUUCUCUGGACCGGUUCGACCGGGAGAACUUACAUUCCCGGGCAUAUUUCCUCUCCCACUGUCACAAAGAUCACAUGAAAGGACUAAAAGGACCAAUACUGAAGAGAAAACUGCAGUUCAGUCGUACAGUCAGGCUUUACUGCUCCUUCGUGACCAAAGAACUUCUGCUGAGCAAUCCCAAGUACGCUUUCUGGGAGGAAUACAUUGUUCCUUUAGAGCUAGAGAGCCCAACUCAGAUUUCUCUGGUUGAUGAGGCAUCUGGAGAGAAAGAAGAGAUUGUGGUCACGUUGCUUCCUGCAGGCCACUGCCCCGGCUCUGUUAUGUUCCUGUUUGAGGGUUCCCGUGGAAACGUUCUGUAUACAGGAGACUUCAGGUUGGCUGCUGGCGACGUCUCUAGAAUAGAACAUCUGCACUCUGGCAGCAGAGUGAAGGAUAUUCAGAGUGUUUAUCUGGACUCUACUUUCUAUGACCCACGAUUCUACCAGAUUCCUACUAGGGAGGUCUGUCUGAACGGUAUCUCAGAGCUUGUUGGGAACUGGAUCAGUAAGAGUUCAUAUCAUGUUGUGUGGCUCAACUGUAAAGCUGCGUAUGGAUAUGAAUACCUGUUUACCAACCUGGGAGAGGAGUUCAACACACAGAUUCAUGUCAAAAAUCUGGCGAUGUUCAAGAAGAUGCCGGAGAUCCUGAACUACGUGACGACUGACCGAAGGAACCAGAUCCAUGCCUGUCGACACCCUACGGAUGAGGAGUUUUUCCAAGGCAGCCGACUGCCGUGUGGCUGCACAGCGUCUGACGGGACUCCUCUUAGUAUCAUCAGCAUCAAACCGUCCACCAUGUGGUUCGGAGAGAGAAUGAAGAAAACCAAUGUUAUAAUAAAAACAGGAGCCAGUUCCUUCAGAGCCUGCUUCAGUUUUCACUCCUCCUACUCAGAGAUUAAAAACUUCCUCUCCUACCUCCAGCCAGUCAACAUAUACCCCAGUGUUAUCCCUAUUGGUCGGACCCUCACUGAGGUUACGCAGAUGUUGAAGCUGAUGUGUAGAAACCAGUCUGAUCAAGCAGCAUCCAUAUACAAACCUCUGGGAGUCCUCAAACGCGGCAUAGUGGAGCAACCUACAUACGGGAAACUAGUUGUUUCAACUAUGUUUGGGAGGUCUUUCCAGGGGACAACAAUCAUUCAUUCAGAAUCAGAACAGGAUUUAUUGCCAAAUUCUGACAGCGAUGACGGGCUGUUUGAGCAGCUGGACCUGGCACCAGUGAGGAAGAAGAUGGCGCUAAACCGAGACACAAAAAACGUGAAAGCUCCGAGUCCUCAGAAGACAGCGGCCCCUGUGUCUGUGGAGGAGUCUUUCCCUCUGACGGUCGCAGGCGCGCAGCCUGUUGCUCGCAACUAUGUGGACUGCACCGAGUCCAAUGAUGAAGAGGAAGAUGAGGGGGGGGAGGAUGAGGAGGAGGAGAAUGAGGGAAAGGAGGAUACAAAACUGACAAAGGAGGAGUUGAACAGGACGAUAAAGGGAACUGAGAAAAAGGUGAUUGAGGUCGAAGGAAGUGGCUCCUCUAAUCCUCCGAAAUGGCAGGACUUCUUCACUACGGAAACGCUGACUGACAGCCAGAACAGCCUCACCAGCCAAUUACAGUCCUGCUGCUCUGUCCCUAGCUCCUCCCCCUCUAAAACGACUGGUUCACAGACCCCAGAUCUGUUCAGCGAUGAGGAGGAGACCCCCGAUAACUUCAGUCUGACCCUGUCCGCCUCUCUGUCAAAUCAUUCCUCCCAGAACCAGGACUCGUAUUUACCUGACACUCUGAUCCUCCAAACAGAGCAGAGGGGGCGGGAACAAGGAGACUUGAGGACCAAUACCAUUUCUCUGGAGAAGGAGAUCAACGGCCAAAACAUCCAAUCAGAGCUGGAGGAGCUCUCAGAGUCUCAGGCCUCGUCGGACUUUGAUAUUCCCUGCACGCCAGAGUCAAAAAUACCACAAACUGAUGAACUGUCGCAGUUGUACAGGAAGCUGGCGUCAGGAGACGAAGUUGUCAUCAGAAAGGGAAGUCAGGGCUCCAUGUGAAGGAAUGUUAAAGGACAUUUUUGGUGGAUUUAAUCCACCUAUAUGCUGUAAGAUUACUGGUUUAUGUGUGUGAUAAGCACAUAAUGAGCUUCUAUAAUACCUCCCACGCCUUAAAGUGAGACCAUUCCUCUCCAGUCUCAGUCGAACCUCCAAACCACACAAACCUCAGUAUGUAAAGCAACCCACACAACAUUUAUUCCACUGCACUUUAAGUUCCCCGGUGCCCUACAUACAUUAAUUCACCUGUGCACUGCACAGCUGACGUUCCAUUUUUGUUGACAGUUUGUGGUUUGUUCUGUUAAACGCAUCAAGGAUCAAGUAGGUGACGUUUUUUGUAUCAAAUCAGAAAUCUUUGUUUCCUGAACCAAAUUAAAAGUAUUUCAAAUAAACAGCAAUUUUGUAAAUGCA
Perca flavescens (yellow perch) is the source of this 2919-nucleotide messenger RNA. RefSeq names its product DNA cross-link repair 1C, PSO2 homolog (S. cerevisiae) (gene dclre1c). NCBI's taxonomy places the organism in Eukaryota, Metazoa, Chordata, Actinopteri, Perciformes, Percidae. Gene Ontology annotation, molecular function: 5'-3' DNA exonuclease activity; damaged DNA binding. The record is from RefSeq and is a predicted model, not a curated record. Gene Ontology annotation, biological process: telomere maintenance; interstrand cross-link repair; double-strand break repair via nonhomologous end joining.